AGAGACCCAGGCUGGGGCUGCAGCAUUCACGGGCCUGGCCCCUCGAGUUUCUCUGAGAAAGCCAAGCUCGCUCUCCUCUCCGCAACCAUGAUCUCCAGACAGCAGUGCGUCCGAGGCGGGUCCCAGGGCUUUAGCUGUGUCUCGGCUGUCGUCGGCGGGGGCAAGAGGCCUGCCUUCAGCUCAGUCUCCACGUCUGGGGGCACGGGCCGCUGCUCCUCUGGGGGCUUCGGCAGCAGGAGCCUCUACAAUCUCGGGGGGAGAAAGAGCAUCGCCAUCAGCAUGGCCGGGUCCCGGCAAGGCGCUGGCUUCGGGGCUGCUGGAGGUUUUGGCGUUGGCAACUUUGGUAGUGGAUUUGGGGGUUCUUUUGGUGGACGGGGUGGUCCCGGCUUCCCCGUCUGCCCUGCUGGGGGGAUUCAGGAGGUCACCAUCAACCAGAGCCUGCUGACUCCACUCCACGUGGAGAUCGACCCCGAGAUCCAGAAGGUCCGGACUGAGGAGCGCGAGCAGAUCAAGACCCUCAACAACAAGUUCGCCUCUUUCAUCGACAAGGUGCGGUUCUUAGAGCAACAGAAUAAGAUCCUGGAGACCAAGUGGAACCUCCUCCAGCAGCAGACGACAACUACAUCCAGCAAAAACCUUGAACCCCUCUUUGAGGCCUACAUAAGUGUUCUGAGGAAGCAGCUGGAUACCUUGGCCAAUGACAAAGGACGGCUGCAGUCUGAGCUGAAGUCCACGCAGGACAGCGUGGAGGACUUCAAGACCAAGUAUGAGGAUGAGAUCAGUAAGCGGACGACUGCCGAGAAUGACUUUGUGGUCCUCAAGAAGGAUGUGGACAUCGCGUACAUGACCAAGGUGGAGUUGGAGGCCAAGGUGGAUGCUCUGAACGAUGAGAUCAACUUCUUGAGGGUCCUCUUUGCUGCGGAGCUGUGCCAGAUGCAGACUCAUGUUUCAGACACGUCCGUGGUCCUGUCCAUGGACAACAACCGGAACCUGGACCUAGACACCAUCAUCGCUGAGGUCCGUGCCCAGUAUGAGGAGAUCGCCCAGAAGAGCAAGGCGGAGGCUGAGGCGCUGUACCAGACCAAGGUCCAACAGCUCCAGAUCUCAGUUGACCAACAUGGUGACAGCCUGAAGAACACCAAGAGUGAGAUCUCAGAGCUCAACAGGAUGAUCCAGAGGCUGCGGGCUGAGAUUGAGAAUGUCAAGAAGCAGUGCCAGACUCUGCAGGCGUCCGUGGCUGAUGCAGAGCAGCGUGGGGAGCUGGCCCUCAAAGAUGCCUACAGCAAGCGCACAGAGCUGGAGGCCGCCCUGCAGAAGGCCAAGGAGGAGCUGGCCCGGAUGCUGCGGGACUACCAGGAGCUCAUGAGCGUGAAGCUGGCCCUGGACGUGGAGAUCGCCACCUACCGCAAGCUGCUGGAGGGCGAGGAGUGCAGAAUGUCUGGAGAAUGCCGGAGUGCCCUGAGCAUCUCUGUGGUUGGUGGUGGCGCUAGUGCUGGGACCAUCGGCGGAGGAUUAGGAAGCUGCUCUGGGUUUGGCCUGGGCAGCGGCUUUGGCUCUGGCUCCGGAAGUGGCUUUGGGUUUGGUGGCGGUGUCUGUGGCAGUUCUGGCAACAAGAUCAUCUCUACCAGCACCAUGAUCAAGAGGUCCCACCGAUAGAGGAGACAAGGUCCCUGCAGCCCUUGAGCCCAGCCGGGCCCAGCCCUGGUAUCUCUGUGCUUCUUUCACCCCUGCCUCCACCCUCCCUCUCUGGGGCUCAUCUUCCCAGAGUCCCACCUCAGUGUGGACUCUGCCCUCCUGGAGUUUGGUAUCUUCCUCUCGGUUUGGUCCUGGUUACCACCUGGAAUGAAAGGGGUGUCAGCUGAUUCUUCACCUCCUACAGGCAGAGGAGAACACAACCAGGAGUUUCGUCUCCUGGUUAAUCAGGGUCACGUAUGUCCCCUCCCAGCCCGUGGCCCCGGAUAUCUCUCUACAUCAGGACCAAACUCCUCUGUUAGUUGGCAGCAACCUGGCCUGCAAGGUCAGGACAGGAACCGCUCAGGGUCCCAUCCACCUCUUCUCCACCCCUCUAUCCAUUUUGGGUGAAUCUCUAAUAAAAUGCUUUUGUCAUUCA
This is a messenger RNA of Herpailurus yagouaroundi (jaguarundi), 2110 nucleotides long. RefSeq names its product keratin 4 (gene KRT4). The record is from RefSeq and is a predicted model, not a curated record. The coding region runs from base 88 to 1656 and encodes 522 amino acids. Gene Ontology annotation, cellular component: keratin filament. Gene Ontology annotation, biological process: intermediate filament organization; keratinization. Gene Ontology annotation, molecular function: structural constituent of skin epidermis. The transcript has 9 exons. Lineage: Eukaryota; Metazoa; Chordata; Mammalia; Carnivora; Felidae.